AUGAAUUAUGGGACCCCAGAAGACAUGAGCAAUUGUACCAUCAUCAUGGAAUUCUUCCUUAUGGAGUAUUCCAGCAUCCGAGAGCUGCAGGUCUUGCACGCCAUUCUUUUCUUGCUGAUAUACAUUGCAGCCCUGAUGGGAAAUCUCCUCACUGUCACUGCCAUUGUCACUGACCCACACCUUCACUCUCCUAUGUAUUUUUUCCUAAGCAAUCUUUCCAUGUUGGAUAUUGGCUACAUCUCAGUCACUCUUCCCAAAUUCAUUGUGAAUUCCCUGACAGGCAAUCAAUCCAUUUCUCUCCUGGGCUGUGCUGCUCAGAUUUUCUUUGCUAUCUUCUUUGCUGCAACAGAAAUUGCCUUGCUUGUGGCAAUGUCCUAUGACCGCUUUGUGGCCAUUUGCCAUCCCUUGCACUAUGGGGUCAUCAUGACACCAUUCCGUUGCCUUUGGGUGGCAAUUAGUUCAUGGCUCAGUGGGCUCAUCUAUUCAGCUCUACACACAGGAAAUAUGUUCCGUUUGCCUUUCUCAGGAUCCAAUUUGAUCCACCAGUUUUUUUGUGAUAUCCCUCAUGUGUUGAAGGUCUCAUCUUCUGAGGUUCGUGAUACUGAGUAUAUACUCCUUGCCACCAGUUCCACUUUAGUUUUAUUCUGCUUUGGCUUUUUAGUUAUAUCCUAUACUUAUAUCUUCUCCACUGUAUUUAAAAUGCCCUCUGAGGAAGGGCGCUACAAAGCUUUGUCUACCUGUUCACCUCAACUUAUUAUCUUCCUGUUAUUCAUUCUGUCCGGCAUGGUCACAUUCUUGAGUCCUUUAUCAGACACUACCCCAAUCCGGAAUCUUUUGACUUCAAUGACUUAUGCAAUAUUGCCUCCAUUUAUGAAUCCUAUUAUUUAUAGUCUGAGGAACAUGAAAAUCAAAGUUGCACUGGCCAGAAUAAUCAAAACUAUCUUUUUCCCCAAGAAGUACAUGUCCAUCUUUGAAACAAUUAAAAAAUAA
Molecule: messenger RNA, 990 nt
Organism: Sarcophilus harrisii (Tasmanian devil)
Lineage: Eukaryota; Metazoa; Chordata; Mammalia; Dasyuromorphia; Dasyuridae
Product: olfactory receptor 14I1-like
Exons: 1
Coding region: 1-990 (329 amino acids)
Biological process (GO): G protein-coupled receptor signaling pathway
Cellular component (GO): membrane
Molecular function (GO): G protein-coupled receptor activity; olfactory receptor activity; odorant binding
Source: RefSeq, a predicted model, not a curated record